Molecule: messenger RNA, 535 nt
Organism: Brassica napus (rape)
Lineage: Eukaryota; Viridiplantae; Streptophyta; Magnoliopsida; Brassicales; Brassicaceae
Exons: 1
Coding region: 130-339 (69 amino acids)
Source: RefSeq, a predicted model, not a curated record
ACGCAUCCGCACGUGACAUUGCCACCGGCCGUCUCAUUUUCACAUAGCACAAGACGUUUCGAACUCUUCAAAUCCAAAAAAGAAACCGUCGCACGCUGUCAACUUCUUCUCUGCUAAUUCUCUCAAAGUAUGGCGGAUUGGGGACCUGUAGUGGUCGCUGUGAUACUAUUUGUGCUUCUGACUCCGGGACUUCUCUUUCAGAUUCCGGCGAGAGGUCGAGUCGUCGAAUUUGGGAAUAUGCACACAAGCGGAGCAUCGAUUCUUGUACACACCAUCAUUUACUUCGGUCUCAACACCAUCUUCACCAUCGCUAUUCGUCUCCACAUAUACACCGGUUAAUGCUACCCUAACGAAUUUGUAAUUUUUUCCGGUUGUCUGGUCUUCGUACCGGUUUGUUUUAAAAUGUAAUAUUCGUCCUCUGGUUUUGUUUAUAAUUUGCGGUGUCUGGUGUAAACGCACAUCUUUGGAAUAUGUGAAUCUGAAUAUGCAUUAAGUUUAAAUAUUCAGAAUCUGCCAUGUUUGAUUCUCGGAUUGA